Messenger RNA from Athalia rosae (coleseed sawfly), 4909 nucleotides. RefSeq names its product lipase 3-like. Bases 3119 to 4402 code for a protein of 427 amino acids. Gene Ontology annotation, molecular function: hydrolase activity, acting on ester bonds. The transcript is spliced from 8 exons. The record is from RefSeq and is a predicted model, not a curated record. NCBI's taxonomy places the organism in Eukaryota, Metazoa, Arthropoda, Insecta, Hymenoptera, Athaliidae. Gene Ontology annotation, biological process: lipid metabolic process.
AUGGUAUAGACUAUCGCGUUCUGUACAUUUUCAAUAAUUAAAUAACAUAAAAUAACUCAGAGCUGACCAUAUUCGCCAUGAAGCAAUACAGAGUUGAUAUUUGAUAUGUACGUACGUACACAUUUGAAUGAAUAGGGUAUAAUUUGAUUGCGCCAAAGUUCGCAACGAUACAGUUUUCCUGCGUUCGCAAUUAUACACGAGACACUCUUGUUAACUGUCGCAUGGUCAUUCAACUGUACCGUAAAAUGUAGACAUUGGGUAAUCGAAAGUUAAGUUACUAAUUAUGCAGUAUGGUACAUGAGUUGAAAAAUAUUCACUAUAAUUGCUUGGAGUGUAUGCGCAAUUCAAAGAGUGGAUCAACUUGUUUCUUAUAAAUUAUUAUGCUUUUCUGAUAUAAAAGAUUAAUAUAAUACAGUCACCCUUUCAUUCGUCUUUCUUUUGUAUUUAUGAUACUUUCUGCCCCGUAUCAGCUGAAGCUGAAUCCAUCAAUCAGCAAUGAAUAAUUUAAAAUCGUUCAAGAUAGUUAGAAAAUUUUGCUAAUAAAGUUUUUAUAUUAUUUUUUGAUUAUUUGAUGUCAACGUGCCGUAUUAUCUGUGUACAUAGGGGUCAUUAUAUGCAACUUGCAUAGUGAAACUGAUCUUCCAAUUGUUUACGUGGACAAAUAUGAUUUAAAGAAAUACGGGUCUGAUUAAUCAAUCAAUAGGAUCAUAAUAUAUGUAUACCUACUCGGGCAUAGUUUAUUGCACUUAAUUGAUUAGUCAGAUAAGUUUAAAAAACGUUCACAGCAGUUUAUGUACUUUGAAAGAAAUACGUUGUGCUACGUAGAAAUACGUAUAAGAAAAUUGAAGAAAAAAACAUGAUACUUCAGUAAGCGGAUGAAUUUGUAAAAUAAAUUUAUGAUACUUACCUUGUCCAUUGAUUAUCACUUCGUACAUAUGUGUACAUCUAAUCACUUCUUCACAUCUGUACAAUUCCGGUUUAACGAAGAACAAAAUCAUUGAGAUGCUCGGGAAUAUUAUUCCUGCAGAUUUACAUGAUUACAUUUAUCUAUACGGCAAAUGUAUUAUCCACGCGUUCUUUUCUGUCUGCUAAUUUUUGCCAUUGUGAUCUUUUCCUUUUCAUAUUUGUGCUUGCAAGUUUUUUCCAUUGUAAGCCGUUCAUAAAAAAAACUCGAUGCCCGUCAAUAACAGUCUCAUCCAAUUUUUCUGUUCUUAUUUUUUCAGCUGCAUAUAUUGCUGCUAUUUACUGUUUGCAGCUGUUCCGAAUACGGUGCGUGUUACAAUAACGUUUCGACUUCGUCAUAACUUGUAAAACCUCGCAUAGUAAUUCAUGCAUCACUUUCGUGGCAAAUCAUCGCAGAAAAAUUCAAUGCAGAUUUUUUUUUGCUACUUGCCGGGUUGAGAUUACUCAAUUUCAUAAAAUGUCAGGGAUGCUUGUGGUUUAGUUCAGAAUGAUCUUAAAAUCAUUUUUAUUUCUGUUAUUUUGCAUUUCCGAUUGCAAAUAACGAAUCGUUCUUCGAACCCCGGAUUGCCUUGACCCUGUCGCUUGAAAAACAUUAGGCGGAUGAUUGUCAAUACUAUUUCAUUGCUUAAUACCUGAGCAGCUGAUGUUGAUUCUACGAAACACGAUUCAUUAAUCUAAUCGUAGCCUAUACUGAUCCCUGAGAAUGAUGUUCCUGUAGGAUAUAAUUUUACCUCCAAUCAGUGAAUCGUUUAUCAAGUUGAUCAGACACUUGUUCGAAGUCGAUAAUUUUCAGAAAAGAAUGAUGUACCCCUAUUAAAUUGUUAUACCUAUAAAAUUGCUCGAUGCGAACAGUUUUCAUCCUCUUCGGUUGAUCAUUCCAUCGCAAGGCCAACCAUAUCUUACACCUGCGUGAAACUCACCGCUAGAAGCAAAUAAUUCAAGGUGUUUCAAUAGCGUCUGCAAUCUACUAUCAUUUCACUGCAGAUCAAUUCUAGCACAGUCGUUCGCAGAAAAUUCUCUUAGCCGGGUGCGUUUGGAUUUCGUGCGCUCAGAUCCCUCGGUCAAUAUUCGAUGGUUUCCCAGCAUUCUAUGAAGGAGGGAAAGCACGAUUCUAAAAUUACCAUUUAUUGUAAUUAUCAAGAUAUAUGAACGCUCGUUACAAGUUGGACGCAAAUUUAUGAGAAACAAGUACCAAUAUUUUGUACCUGCAGAAAUAAAAACAAGUUAUCUGAACGCGAAUUAACAAUUCAUUCAUCUGCCGCGUAAUGAAAAUAAAUGACUGCGAGAUCGAACGGUUGAGAUGGAAUUUUUACGUACCUAUUCUGUACCCUACGCUGAUUUUUCCUCGGUUCCUUUGAUAUGCAAAAUGUGAAGCCGCGGUAUCUAUAUCCAACGCAGAUCCUGCACGGAAGUUUAACAAGAAGUUGCCGCCUCUUGCAGUGCAGGGGGAGAAAAUCAGCAGACACCUGUGAUCAGCGUAUAAACCGCGAAGUGAACAUCUCGAGUUUAACAGUUGAAAUUGAAUCGGCAACUGAGCAGAACCGGCGCCCUUUGUCAAAUAUACAUGCGUACGAGAAUAUAAAAUAAACAUUGUACUCUUAUAACCGCAUAAAUAUAAAUUGUGUGCGUGCGGGGGAGGCGGAUGUAGUGCCGAGAAUAUAAUUUUUCUUACCUAUACCCAUAUCUACAAUUAUAGACUCGGGCAGGCAACUGCGGCCCAUUCAGCUCAUUCGUAGGUGCAGCAUUUUUAAAUUCAAUUUUUUUUGCCAUCAAGUUCAACUGGGCUGUAAUUUUCUAUUUCUUCACCAACAUUGCCAGAUCAUCGAUCAGCACAUAGUUCAACGUGGAGAGAACGCUGAAAAAACAUUUAUAGACAGCUAUCACUGCGACUAACUGAAAACGUAGAAUAUGCUGUACCAAUAGUGAACAAUAAUCGUAAAAAUUUAUACUAGUAGGCAAGCUAUAAUAAUAAGACGCGGAUAUACUAUGAGAUUGCACUUAAGGUAAUUUAAAAGUGUUGAUAUGACGACAUAUCUUUGUCGCAAUUAGAUCGAGUACACGAACUAAAUAAAUUGUUCUUCCAACGGUUUGGAUACGACUGAUAUAAAUUAUAAUAACAAACGACACAUUGCAUAAACGUUUUGCCAAAUUCAUAAUGACACGAUUAAACGACUGUGUGCUACUCGCCUGUAUCCUUAUCGUGCACGACGUCUCAGAGGUAACGUCCUUUGGAUUGUUGAAGGCUCUGGUAGCACCUCCGUUUCCUCGUUUCAAUCGCAUCAAGGAUGUCAGCCCUAGAGAAGCUAGAGCACUUGAUCCCUUCGCGAUCUCAGAUUUUAUGGGAUUGGUGAAACAGCACAAUUAUCCAGCCGAGGAACACAACGUUAUCACAAUCGAUGGUUACAAAUUGGUCAUGCACAGGAUACCAAGUAGUCCAAAUUCUUCUCCGGCUAGAAAGAAACCGAUAGUUUUUAUACAGCAUGGUCUCAUGGCGUCGUCCGAUUGUUGGGUAUUGAUGGGUCCUCAAAAGGAUUUCGCCUUUUUACUAGCAGACGCGGGCUAUGAUGUAUGGCUCGGUAAUUUCCGGGGAAAUACAUAUUCGAGAUCUCACACGGUUCUGAGCCCCGAAGAUCCAAAUUUCUGGCAAUUCAGUUUUCACGAAAUGGGAUAUUACGAUCUGCCAGCCAUGUGGGACUACGUUUUGGAACAAACUGGCCAGAAGACGUUGAUGUACGUCGGACAUUCAAUGGGAACGACCGCAGGUUUUAUCUUGCUUUCUCUGAGACCAGAGUACAACAAGAGAGUGAAAUUGUUCGUUGGCUUCGCCCCCGUAGCGUACUGGAGGCAUGCGUUAUUUGGUGUACAAAAAAUCGCUGUAUCGAACGCCGAUCUGAUUAUGAAAACAUUUACGGAUCGAGGGAUCUUUGAAUUGACUCCUCAGAGCAGCAUGAUGUCUCGAUUGGUUACAUCGUUGUGCAGCGACGUCGCCGUUACACAGCCGGCUUGUGCCAAAGCUAUAUUCGCAUUUUCUGGAUCCGAUUACGCGCAGCUAAACUUGACUCUCAUCCCGUACAUAUCCGGCUACUAUCCUGCCGGAAUGUCGCUUAAAACUCUGUCCCAUUACGCCCAAACGAUCAUGUCAGGUAAAUUCAAUCAAUACGAUUACGGCUACGUAUCAAAUUUUGCUCAUUACAAUCAAGAAGAGCCCCCUGCCUACGAUUUGACCAAGGUCACAGCUCCUGUCGCUUUGUUUUACGGACUAAACGACUUCAUUUCACGAGAAGAGGACGCUAAGGAACUGGUGAAGCGAUUACCGAACGUUGUUAGGUCACAGGCGGUAUCCUACCGGAAUUUUAAUCACAUUGAUUUUAUAUGGGCGAACGAAGCGAAGCAAAUCGUUUACGAUGACGUACUGGAACUGAUCCGGAGAUACAAAUAGAAUCGUCGAGACAAACAAGGAAAAAUCUACGAGGACUCUAACUCCUUGCAAAACCUUUUUUGAAUCUGUUUCCUCCUCGGUUUCCUCAUAUUGUUGGGCAAGCUCGACUCGGAUUCGUGGCUCGAAAUAUUAUAAUGUACGUAUAAUUGCGGCAUUCGAAAAGGAGAAUAACCUUUUCGUUGUCCUCUGUAGAACCAGUUUUGUUUCAUCCUUAUGGUUCGCGUAUUAAACAUGCCUCAUGGUAUAAAGCCGAAUUUCACAUUUCACGCUGAAAAAUCCGACGAAUGCGGAUAGAAUAUCUGGUAAAUUAAUACAUCCAUGAUUGGAAAUAUGCCAAAGUUUUAUUGAAAUGUAUGAUAAAUAAUUUAAGUGGAACGUACUUCCACAAAAUACGUUGUAUGUAUAUCAUGUAAUUUGCAUGUUAAAUCAGCGAAUAAUCUUGCCAUUAUUGAAAACUUGAAAACCAAAAGAAAAAUCCUUUCAAAUAAAAAAGUAAGAUAACAAAAA